Messenger RNA from Chaetomium strumarium, 2232 nucleotides. RefSeq lists its product as uncharacterized. Gene Ontology annotation, molecular function: transcription cis-regulatory region binding; DNA-binding transcription factor activity, RNA polymerase II-specific; zinc ion binding. The record is from RefSeq and is a predicted model, not a curated record. Gene Ontology annotation, biological process: positive regulation of transcription by RNA polymerase II. The coding region runs from base 1 to 2232 and encodes 743 amino acids. Lineage: Eukaryota; Fungi; Ascomycota; Sordariomycetes; Sordariales; Chaetomiaceae. Gene Ontology annotation, cellular component: nucleus. The transcript is spliced from 3 exons.
AUGGAUUCGACCGACGUCCAGUCUGCUAGCCUGCGCUCGCCGUGGUUGGCAUCGCUCUCCUCGGGGUCCACCUCGGUCUCGGUGUCGUCCUCGGCCGCCGGCUUGGUCCAUUCGGGCCAGCUCUCACCUAUAAGCAGUGCCCACGGCGCGGACCUGCCGUGUGGAGCUACCGACAGCUCCGUCAGUUCCUCACCUCCGUCUCAGUCACCGCCGACGACCGCUUCCGCCCACUCCGUAUCGUCUUCUGCCUCUGCUGUUCCUCAGCCCUGGCACUUGUCUUAUGCUAUCUCUGGGCACGCCUCUGCCCGGCCCGGCCCUUUUGACAGUUAUGGCAUCCAUCACGAUGUCGUCUGGGAGAAGGGCACUGGUGAGAUGGUGACCAAAGUGGAACCGCUGGACGACGAUGACUUUUGCAUGGACAAUCUCCAAGAGGCCCCUUCAUCCACUAUGCCGUCUACUUCUGUCCAAUCGAGCUCCCAGGGGGCUCCCGAUCAACCCAAGCCCAAACGGCCGAGAGGACGGCCGCGGAAGCACCCCUUAAUACCAAAUGCCUCCUCCAACAAAGUUACCAAGGGCCGGUCCAAGACGGGAUGUCUUACGUGCCGGAAACGGAAAAAGAAAUGCGAUGAAGCAAAGCCGCGAUGUAUGAACUGCGAAAAGAACGCGGUGGUUUGCGAAGGCUACCCGGAGAAACAGAUCUGGAAAAGCGGCAAAGAAAGGGCCGAGGAGGAACGGCUGAAAUCCCGCGGCUUCCCGUCCAUUACUAUGCAUCCCCUUUUUCAUGGCCUGGAGACAGUCGAAGACAGGAUAUUCUGGAAGCAUUACAACGAGCACCUCAGCACCGUGCUCACCGUCGAGGGAGAGCACAAGAACGCCUUCAAGGACAUGCUGGUCCCAAUCGCCGUGAAGCAUCAGGGCCUUAUGCACUCGAUCCUGUCGCUGGCCAGCAAGCACAUCGACUUUGAAACGCCCUACGGCAUCAACCUCUUGAGAAAUAAUCCUGCGACCACUCUGGAGGCGCUAAGGGAGCGCUCCCUCUUUCAUCACGUCCAAGCCCGGCUCGACUUCUACGGGGGCGUCCAGUCUCCCGAAGCCAAGAUCAUCACCGAGGACAAGGCUUUACUCUCGGCUCGAUAUGCCCAAAUACUUUGCUUCCUCCUUGAAGUCCUCGCUGAAGGCGAUUCCCAGGGUGAACACAGGCUGCUUCUAACAAUAUACCGCAAUACCGUCACAGCCUCGCCGCCUGAAAAUCCCGCCUUCUUGUCCUUCAUCUCGGAGGUUUUCGAGUACCAUAUCAUCGCCGAUGAGCUCAUCCACUCUGCCUGCGGCCAUAAGUAUUCGCCACUCAAACCUCUCGCGCAACUACCGGCAAUACACCCUCCCAGGUUACUAGGAAUCGCCGACGGUCUGCUGCCCUACCUGUCCCAGAUCACCGCAAUCCGAAAUACAAUCCGGAGUAAGAUGACUGCACGGAUUGACCCCGUGGUUGAUUACGAGGACCUUUACCCUGCCGCGGAUAUCGACGCCGCGAUUCGAGAUUGGGCGCCGCGUUGGCCGCCAGGAGACAGCCGUGACCGGGUUAGUCUCUUGUAUAAGCAAAUGAUGUGGAUAUACCUCGACCGGACAGUCUACCCACCGUCGUCAUCGCCUCCGUCCCCUAUAGCAUCCUCGGCAGCGUCCCUAUCUCUUGUCCAUAGCUCACCUUCCCUCAACCGACCCGCUUCCUCGGUGGUAAACACGCCUCCGCUCUCUGCAUCGACAAGCUGCGCCUCCUCGCCCAGGUUCCCUAGUUGCAGUCCUGAAAUUACUCGAGCAAACCCGCGAUCGGACGCACCUUCUCGGCCACUGGCACACGCCGGCAACCAUGACGCUAGCAACCGUGUCGACUCCCCACCGCCCUUCCGGCAACCGCAACACCUAGAUCCCCGCGUCACCAUCGCUGUGGACGAGUCGCUCGCGCUUCUGGAGUCGUUCAAACCCAGCGACUCCUGCCAGACACUGCUCCUCCUUCCCUGCUUCCUCGUUGGGACCGCCUGCAUCAGUCCUGCCCAGCAGAGGCGCGUGCGCGCUGCUAUCAGGACUGUCAAGGGUUAUACGGGACUCCGCAACACCGAAGUCGUCAUUCAGCUUCUCGAGGAAGUCUGGCGGCUUAUGGGCAACGGCGAGUGGAUCGCUGCAUGGGACUGGCCGGGUGUUGCUGACAGGCUUGGGCUCGACUUCAUCCCCGCUUGA